Messenger RNA from Plasmodium knowlesi strain H, 1416 nucleotides. Its product is annotated as ribosome biogenesis protein, putative. Bases 1 to 1416 code for a protein of 471 amino acids. Gene Ontology annotation, cellular component: small-subunit processome; nucleolus. The transcript has 2 exons. The record is from RefSeq and is a predicted model, not a curated record. Gene Ontology annotation, molecular function: rRNA binding; rRNA (pseudouridine) methyltransferase activity. Gene Ontology annotation, biological process: rRNA base methylation. NCBI's taxonomy places the organism in Eukaryota, Apicomplexa, Aconoidasida, Haemosporida, Plasmodiidae.
AUGGAAGGGAAAAUUUCAAUGCAGAAAAAUGGAGCUGUGGGGAAUAAAAAAUCAAACCGUGGUGGUAAGCAUGUAAUUAGAAGGAGACGAGAAGAUGCCUCUCAGAGGAUGGAGAAGAGGAUAGGGAAACAGAAAGGAAGAUCAAAUGAAGAAGGAAGAGGUGUAGAGGAGACGGAGUGUGGUGCACCCCAUAACGGGAAGUAUUAUAACCCCGUGAUGAAGGGAAAGGGAGCCAAUUGUAGGUUUAAUACUAGCAUGUUCCGAAACGGUCAUCGAAAUGGCAACAUGCGAGGUGUGCCUGGAAAGGGAAAAUACCAAAGUAGCUUCCAUGGGGGAAGAAGAAAAAGCAGAAAUGACGCAGAAAGAUAUUCCUAUGGGGGGAUAUCUACAGGGGAUGUGGACAAUCAGGGAGAUGAAGACAGUGGCGACACAAAUAGCAACACGUACUACUACGACAACGAGAGCUCGGCGGCUAGCGAGGGAGAGGCUCCCAUGGAGCAAAUCAACCAUGAAGAAGAAGCAAGUGGAAAAGAGCCCCAUAUUAACAGUGACCAGCAGCCUACCAUGGAUUACAUGGAAUAUAAAAACAGCCUCAAAAAGGGAGAAGAUCCAAAAUGUGAUAAUAAGAACACAUUGGAUCCCCCCGAAGGGAAGGAAGAGAUUGGUGUAGACGUACCCAGUGAUGAUGAUCAAAAAGGAGUUUUCAAAAUAUUCCUUCUAUUCUCCCCUCUUGCUAUUACAAGCAUAAGAAACAGAAAGUGCGUUAUAAAUGCUGAUGAGCACAUGUUAUUUCUGGAGAACCAAUUAAAGGGGGUGCAGGAUUUACUGUCUAGUGCAAGGAGUGCAAAGGAGAAUGUGUUCCUCAAGAACAAAGUAGAAGCAAUAGAAAAUAAACUGAGGAACGUACGGUUGGAUAUACUUUUUUUUACUUUGCUAUGCUUACGAGACAGUGUUAUUAACAAAAGGGGAAAGUUGCAAAUAUAUGUUCAUACAGUUAACGGGUUACUAAUUUUCGUGUCUCCAUCAUUUCGAGUGCCUCGAAGUUUUUCUCUUUUUAAGAAGGUCAUGUUAAAUCUCAUGCUGAGGAAUGUCGUACUCGACCCGGACGGGCGUCCACUCCUGAAGGUUCUUUCCCACCCGGUCAAGCACUACGUGGGGUCCUCCGUCUGCAUCGGAAUUUCGAGCAUGGGUUUUCCCGCAGAUGUUAAAAAGCUAACAAAAAAGAUAAAAGAGACAAGGAACGAAUAUUCAUUUUUUCUUUCUCUAUCCACCGCAUUUGACCUCACACACUUUAUCGAAUUAAUUUCCAAGACCGACUCUGAGAGUUUCCCCUUCGACUAUAUCAUCCGUCUGUCAGACCUUCCCCUUUCUACAGUUGCCGUUUGUUCCAAGCUUACGCAUUUUUUAAAUGAAUAA